Molecule: messenger RNA, 1041 nt
Organism: Echinostoma caproni
Lineage: Eukaryota; Metazoa; Platyhelminthes; Trematoda; Plagiorchiida; Echinostomatidae
Source: the annotation of a GenBank genome assembly
AUGCCAUACGAAAGCGCCAAGCUCUACUUGGUUCGAGUGCGCCAAGAGCAUUUAAUGGGGCAAAAGGGCAAGCUUUCCACUAUUGCUCAAACUGGUACAUGCUUUGGAAACCCGAAAGGUCAAAUUGUCGUGAAAUAUAAGAAUUCCUUGUUGGGUUUUUCGUUUGUGAACUACGUGUCUCUAAAUCGUGUACACUACUCGUUUUUCCGCCAAGUACUCCGUGUUAUCAUUGCACUUUUGGUCGUGUCUACCGCAACGUUCACAUUCAUGUUCAUGGAAUUACUACCCGGUGGAGAGCUGUUCGAACGGAUUCCAAUCGGUGUCGGAUUGCAUGUACAACAAAUGUUCAUCUACUAUGCUCAGAUUUUGGAUGCGCUCAAUUAUCUUCACAAGGAACAGUUUAUUGCUCAUUUGGAUGUGAAACCCGAGAACAUAAUGCUCACCAAAAAAGAUCGUGCGAAACUGAUCGAUUUUGGUUGGGCGGUUGAUCUACGAAAGACUAAUUUCAUUCAAGGCCCAGUGGGAACCACAAACUAUGCUGCUCCGGAAGUAUUUGGCAAAGGCUCCUACUUAGGUCCUCCGGCAGAUCUGUUCUCACUGGGUGUGACUUUGCUGACUGCCGUCACUGGACAGCGUUGUUGGACUCGUGCAAACCCACGGGUGGACGCUGUUUAUUCACAGUGGGUGGAUCGGCGCAAUCUUCACUCUGGUCCUGUUUUUUCUCGUCUACCUCCGGAUUUAGCCAAUUUCCUCACUCGAGCUUUGGCUCAUCGACCGAGCGAGCGGCUAACUGUGGACGGAAUUCGUGCCCAUCCCUGGUUUCGUCGUGGCCUGGCAAGGCGUCUCACUCCGGUCGCUCCCCCGAUCUCAUCAGCUACAGAUGCAUUAUCGUUGCGAAACCGGUCUGACGCUCCCGGAAAUCUUCCACUGAUUCGACUAACAUCUUCAUCUAAUAGGAUAUUCGUGUUCAAUAUACUACUUGUUGACCGCACUCUGAUAGGCAAUUUAGUAUUUGGUAAGUUGCCAAGAUCCUUUGAAUAG